AUGUCGCAAGCCGAGCUGGCCGCCUGGCUAGAGUCCCGAGACGCGCACUGGUGCUCGCAGUACCAGGCGGCGCCGGCGCCGGCGCGGGACGAGGAGUCGGAGAUCGUGGCGCAGUUCCUGGCGGCGCCGUACCCGUACCCGUACCCGUACCAGAACGACGAGCUGGGCGUGGUCAGUGCCACCACCAGCGCCACGUACUGGCCAGAGCCGUGCCACGUCACGGUCACUGGACCCGGCGCCGCCGACACCAGCAACAGCAACAGCAGCGCCAGCGGCGCCGGCACCGGGGCGUACUUCUUCGAUAGCAGCGGCUGCUGCUGCUACUACGACCUCGCCGAGCCGGACGUGUCUAUCGGGAUCAACACGCUCGCGACGCUGCCAUGCUCGCCCUCCAUUGACCUCAACCUUCUCGGGGACGGGGGGGAGAGGAGCGCGUGCGUCGACAACCCGAUCCCACCCGACCCUUCGCCGCAGCCGAAGCGGAAGGUCCAGGCCGGCCGGGACGGAGAAGAUCUUGGACGGCACAAGAAGAAGAGUCGCGCUUCGGCUAAUAAGCAUGAAAAGAAAGCUGCACCCAAAACGUCGCAGAAGUGUAGUCAGGAGAGUUCGCAACAAAGCAGAGGCAGCUGUUCGGGCGACGAGUCCAAUUGCACCGACGUGAACCGCCGCUUGGGGGCUCACGGCGGCGGCGGCAAUGCUAAGGCCCGGGCAGCCAAAGGGUCGGCGACCGAUCCCCAGAGCCUCUACGCAAGGAGAAGAAGGGAAAGGAUCAAUGAGAGUCUCAAGAUUCUGCAGAAACUGGUGCCGAAUGGAACCAAAGUCGACAUCAGCACCAUGCUGGAGGAGGCAGUUCACUACGUCAGGUUCCUGCAGCAGCAGAUCAAGAUGCUGAGUUCUGAUGAGAUGUGGAUGUACGCACCCAUCGCCUACAAUGGCAUGAGCCUAGGAAUCGACUUGAAGAUUUCUCCUCAGCGAUCGACUUGA
Messenger RNA from Miscanthus lutarioriparius, 984 nucleotides. Lineage: Eukaryota; Viridiplantae; Streptophyta; Magnoliopsida; Poales; Poaceae. The record is from the annotation of a GenBank genome assembly.